GAAACAAAGGAAACCCCAGCAUCCUCUUGACCCAGCUCAAGAGAAGAAAUCUGGUCUGGACUUCACGCAGCAGACUUAUCAGACACUGAAGUGUGAGGGCAGUAUCGUGAUAACUGCGGUUCUUUCUUGCGGACUUUAGUUACCUGAUAAAAGUCAGGUGCAGGAACGAUGUCCCGAGCGGUUUACUGUGGGAACUUCGAGUAUGAGGCUCGGCAGUCGGAGAUCGAGCGGCUGUUCGACCGGUACGGUCGGAUCUCACGGGUGGACAUGAAGACUGGUAUGAUAAUCGCUUUUUCUGCUUAUAUCUCCUUUCUAGCACUCACGGAAGAGUUUGUUUGAGAGGCUCAGUUAAACUGCAGGUCUAUGGGAACAACGAACCGGACACCGCGUCUGGACAUCCCUAUUGCCAGCAGUUAGCAGUUCCUUCGGACAACAUAAAAUUCCGAGCACACAACAUGGCACGAGACAUCCGACAUUUGGCAUCGCAGCAAGCAAGCACACAACACGGCAUGAGACAUCCGACAUUUGGCAUCGCAGCAAGCACAACGUGAUGAGCCAUCUCAGCUUCCGGCUAUGGUGGUUCUGGAUGUUCUCACGCGCUGGAUGCACGCGCGUUCGGGCACUAGCCAGCGACAGAGGCCAAUAUAGACAACUGUGGCGCCACUUUUUCUCUGCUCUUCCACGCAUGCGUCGUGUCCAUCCGGUCCAACCGUGCUCAGUGCAAAUGCAUGACAACCCACCGCUCGUUCAGAGACCAACCUAGGCAGAGGACAGAGAUUCAGCCUGUCAUCGUUCACACGGUCAACUAGCACAUCUGUCCUAUCCCGGGUGCUUCGCGUUUGUGUACAUGGACGACGAGCGCGAUGGUGAUGAUGCCAUCCGGGCUCUAGACGGCAUGGAGUUCGGUAGGCAACGCCGACGCCUUCGCGUUGAAUGGGCCAGGGGUGAAGGCCCAGUGAAGCAAAGAGAGGUAGAACGUAGGAACUCCAAGCCAUCGAAGACCCUAUUUGUUGUUAAUUUUGACCCUAUUAACACCCGAACCCGCGACUUGGAGAGGCACUUUGAACCCUAUGGCAAGCUGGUUCGAGUCCAGAUUCGCAAGAACUUCGCAUUUGUGCAAUAUGAGACAAUUGAGGAGGCUGAAGCAGCAGUUAAAGGAACUGAUGGAAGCUCCGUUGAUGGUCGCCAAAUUACUGUAGAAUUUGCUGCAAGAGAGGACAGCUUUGAUGACGACAGGCCAGCGCGUCGAGGAAGCCCUGACUAUGGCCGCAGCAGAGGGAGUCCGGAUUACGGCCGGCGCCGGGGCAGCCCGGACUAUGGUCGCUAUGGAAGCCGUUCACCGCCUCGCCGUGGGCGCAGCCGCACACCCAGCAGGAGUCGCAGCAGGAGCCGAAGCGCGAGCAGGUCCCCUCGCCGUUCCCGUUCACCCCGACGCUGAUGGGUUUACCUUGAGUUGGACUUGUAAAUGCCUAGCUGGCUGAAACAUGUCCAUCCAAGCCAGCAGUCCUUGAUUUUCAGUGUCAUCUGUAGUGCAACCUUCUAUUUUGACGUUCUCUGGCUGACUCAUACGCCUCUGCUGUGCAACAAACGUUGGCUUGUUUGUUUAGCCCUUCUGAAAUGUGCAUGUUG
Molecule: messenger RNA, 1629 nt
Organism: Closterium sp. NIES-67
Lineage: Eukaryota; Viridiplantae; Streptophyta; Zygnematophyceae; Desmidiales; Closteriaceae
Source: the annotation of a GenBank genome assembly